CGUCCCUCCGCUUGGGGUCCAACGCCGCCUGCGCUCCGGAGCUGGCUCUGUCGGCGCCGAGAAAUGGACCAAUUUUGACAAGAUGUAGUGCUGCAGUGUGCCUAAUGGGAUAUACUCAGUCAUGGCAUCCGAACUUUGUAAGACGAUCUCUGUGGCAAGGCUGGAAAAGCACAAGAAUUUGUUCUUAAAUUAUAGGAAUCUGCAUCAUUUCCCAUUGGAGUUACUGAAGGAUGAGGGACUACAGUACUUGGAAAGACUCUAUAUGAAAAGGAACUCCCUUACAACCUUGGUACAGUACCUCCACUCAAAUAACAUCGUUGUGGUUCCAGAAGCCAUUGGGUCCCUUGUAAAACUCCAGUGUCUGGAUCUUAGUGACAAUGCCUUAGAAAUCGUUUGCCCAGAAAUUGGUCGUCUGAGAGCUUUACGUCAUCUUCGGUUAGCUAAUAACCAACUGCAAUUCCUACCUCCAGAGGUUGGCGAUUUGAAGGAGCUGCAGACACUAGACAUUUCUACCAAUCGUUUGCUAACUUUACCCGAGAGGCUUCACCUGUGCCUUUCUCUGCAGUACCUCACUGUGGACCGAAAUCGUCUAUGGUGUGUGCCGCGCCAUCUCUGCCAGCUGCCCAGCCUCAAUGAGCUCUCCAUGGCUGGAAACCGUCUUGCAUUUUUGCCACUUGAUUUAGGUCGAUCUCGAGAACUACAAUAUGUGUACGUGGAUAACAACAUUCACCUGAAAGGCUUGCCAUCUUAUCUGUACAAUAAAGUCAUCGGGUGCAGUGGCUGUGGUGCUCCCAUUCAAGUUUCCGAGGUGAAGCUACUUUCCUUCUCAUCAGGGCAGCUAACUGUUUUCCUCCCAGCCGAGGUGAAGGCCAUCGGGACAGAGCAUGAUCACGUCCUGCCUCUGCAAGAGCUGGCCAUGAGAAGUCUGUAUCACACCUACCACAACUUUCUAAAAGAUCUGAACUUUCUGUCUCCCAUCUCACUACCCAGAAGUCUCCUGGAGCUGCUGCACUGCCCCCUGGGGCACUGUCACCGGUGCAGCGAGCCCAUGUUUACCAUCGUCUACCCCAAGCUCUUUCCCUUGAGAGAGACACCGAUGGCAGGGCUGCACCAGGGGAGGACAACUGUUAGUUUUGUGGCUUACUGCUGCUCCACCCAGUGUCUGCAGACUUUUGACCUGCUGAGCUGAUAAACACUCAAGACAAGCGCCUCAGGAGCGCUGCCAGCUUGACACUGCAGCUGCCUGCACGUCGCACACUGUGUGUGGCGGGGGCGUGAGAGUCCAGCCAGGCCAGAACAGGCGCUUCCACCUUGUCCUGUCAAAUGUGGGGGCACUGAGGAACUCUCUGGAAAUGUCAUGAUGGAGCUUCAGAGCUAAAAUGCCUCCACCCUCCCCCCAAGUUGGAAUACAGCCUCCCCCAAAUUAAGG
Propithecus coquereli (Coquerel's sifaka) is the source of this 1429-nucleotide messenger RNA. It is a transcript of the gene LRRC28, whose product is annotated as leucine rich repeat containing 28. The transcript has 9 exons. Bases 122 to 1189 code for a protein of 355 amino acids. Gene Ontology annotation, molecular function: protein binding. Lineage: Eukaryota; Metazoa; Chordata; Mammalia; Primates; Indriidae. The record is from RefSeq and is a predicted model, not a curated record.